This is a messenger RNA of Vombatus ursinus (common wombat), 1091 nucleotides long. RefSeq names its product olfactory receptor 51L1-like. Gene Ontology annotation, cellular component: membrane. The record is from RefSeq and is a predicted model, not a curated record. The transcript has 2 exons. Gene Ontology annotation, biological process: G protein-coupled receptor signaling pathway. The coding region runs from base 132 to 1091 and encodes 319 amino acids. Lineage: Eukaryota; Metazoa; Chordata; Mammalia; Diprotodontia; Vombatidae. Gene Ontology annotation, molecular function: olfactory receptor activity; G protein-coupled receptor activity.
AGACUUUGGACUGCAAUCUACCUUCAACAUAGAGUCCUGUCUCAUCAGAAGACUGGACAUAACACCAUAGAAGAAAGGAAACAGGGGUGGAUUGAGUAUGAGAUGAGAUUGUGGCUUUGUGCAGAGGCACCAUGGUGGACUUCAGUGUCAGUAGUGACCUAUCCACCAUAUUCUACCUCACUGGAAUUCCUGGCUAUGAAGUGGUACACCACUGGAUCUCCAUCCCUUUCUGCAUCUUCUACCUGGUUGGGGUAGUGGGCAACUGUACCAUCCUUCACAUAGUUCGAACUGACCCAAGCCUCCAUGAACCCAUGUACUUUUUCUUGGCCAUGUUGUCUCUCACUGAUAUGGGCAUGUCCCUUCCCACUCUUGUAUCACUCUUCCGAGUACUGUGGUCCAUCUCUAGGGAGAUUGAAUUCAACACCUGUGUGAUACAGAUGUUCUUCAUCCAUACUUUCUCCUUCACAGAAUCAGCAGUGCUCCUAGCAAUGGCCUUUGACCGCUAUGUAGCUAUCUGUAACCCCCUGAGGUAUUCCACCAUCCUCACCCCACAGCGCAUUGCCAAGAUUGGAGUAGCAGCUUUCCUCAGGAGUGCAUUCUGCAUGAUUCCACUUUUGGUUCGUCUUGCAUACUUUCCCUUUUGCCGCUCCCAUGUCCUCUCUCACUCUUACUGCCUACAUCAGGACAUGAUUCGCUUGGCUUGUGCUGAUACCAAGUUUAAUGUCAUCUAUGGGUUGGUUUUAAUUACCGUGCUAUGGGGAUUUGACUCCCUAGGCAUCUUGGUGUCCUAUAUUUUUAUUCUACGUUCUGUGCUGAGCAUUGCAUCUCGGGAGGAGAGGCUCAAAGCCCUCAACACAUGUGCCUCUCACAUCUGUGCUGUACUCAUUCUUUAUGUGCCAAUGAUUGGCCUGUCCAUAGUACACCGUUUUGCAAAGCAUGCUUCCCCGCUUGUCCAUAUCCUUAUGGCCCACAUCUACCUGCUUGUGCCCCCCGUGCUCAAUCCUAUCAUCUACAGUGUAAAGACUAAGCAGAUCCGUAGAGGGGUCGUACGUCUACUUGCCCCUAAGAGAAUUUGUUCUAUUCUAGGGUAG